CGCCCGGAAGCGGGGCGCCCGCCACUAUGGCUACUCGUGGCGUUGUUGGCGUUUUCCUCCUUGCUGCUCUCCCGCUCUUGUGUUUGGAGCUCCAACGUGGGAUUCCAGAUCUGGGAAUCAAAGAUCUAAUUUUGCUGUGUGGCCGGAUUUUCUUACUGCUUACUCUCCUUACAUUAAUUAUUUCUGUGACUACCUCAUGGGUUAACUCGUUUAAAUCUUCCCAAGUUUAUCUGAAAGAAGAAGAAGAGAAGAAUGAGAAAAGGCAAAAACUUGUGAGGAAAAAACAGCAAGAGGCACAGGGUGAAAAGGCCAGCAGAUACAUAGAGAAUGUUCUAAAACCACAACAGGAAAUGAAAUUGAAAAAGCUGGAAGAACGCUUUUAUCAUAUGACGGGUGAAACCUGGAAGUUAAGCAAUGGUCAUAAACUUGGGGGUGAUGAAGAUUCGGUGCUUGGAAGGGAGAGUCAAACAUCUUCUGAAACAUCAAACAGAGAAGCAGCAAAGAGACGGAAUUUGCCUAAGCCUGUAACCAAAGUUUCACCACCCGCUGAGCAGCCCACGCAGAAGGAGGUUCUUGAUUUACCUGAAGAACCUCCUGAAAUAGCUGAAGAAGUCGUGACUGUUGCUCUUCGAUGUCCAAGUGGGCGUGUCCUGAGGAGAAGGUUUUUUAAGUCUUGCAGUUCACAGGUCUUGUUUGACUGGAUGAUGAAAAUUGGGUACCACACAUCCCUAUACAGCCUUUGCACUUCCUUUCCCAGAAGGGCUCUGGGAGUGGAGAGAGGCUGGUCACUGCAGGACAUAGGAAUAACUGUGGAUACUGUACUCAACGUGGAAGAGAAAGAACAGAGCAGCUAGUUAAGAAACGCGAACUACCUGUUCUACAUUAAAUCAGUUAUGCCGUGACCUUACGGGACAAUAAAGGAUUCACAUUAAAAUCAUGCCAUACCUUGAUUGCACUCAAGGCAGUAAACACUUUAAUGUUGAUCUCCAUGGAAGUAUAUGGACAUAAAGGAUUGGAAAAGGAUUGCUCUCCGCAUGUAAUGAUUUUUGGAGUGUGCCAUCUUACAGUGUGCCAAAUGAGAACGAGAUAGACAUGUACACAGUAAGGUGCUCAUUCAUUUGUAUGUUUGCUAGCUGAUGCCAUUUAUCAGUUUCUGCCUCUUCAGUUGGUUUUGCCACAUUGAACAUUUCACAGUUCAGCCAAGCUCUUUAAAGUCUUAGCAGCAGGAAUGUUUUUUCUGCUGUAAUUCUAGAAAUUAAACUUUGAAGACGUGUCAAAGCUCUUUUAAGGCUUUAAAGUUCUUUUUGAUAGUAAACAUUGUAUGUACUAAUGUUAACUAAUGUUUGAGAUUUAUUUCAUUUUGUCUUGCACUGAAGUGUAACAUUUACAACAUUCCAGGUGGAUCAGUAUUUUUAAAGAUAAAACAAUGAAACCAGUGUAGGGGAGUUUUUAAAAUAUAUCUGGUCAUUUCAUUUCCCUGCUUAUACUCCUGUAAUGGUGCAUCCACGCACUGUAAUGCCAAGUCCAAACUCCAAGGCUGGUAUAAAGGCCCUUUGUUGUAGCCACGCCCUUUCUCUUUCCCAUCUGUCUUAAGGAGUCAGUUUAAGUUGGCUCCUCUGUGUAUUGCCCUUUUUUUUUUUUUUUUUCCCUGCGGUACGCGGGCCUCUCACUGCUGUGGCCUCUCCUGUUGUGGAGCACAGGCUCCGGACGCGCAGGCUCAGUGGCCAUGGCUCACGGGCCCAGCUGCUCUGCGGCAUGUGGGAUCUUCCCGGACCAGGGCAUGAACCCAUGUCCCCUGCAUCGGCAGGCGGACUCUCAACCACUGCGCCACCAGGGAAGCCCUAUUGCCCUUUAUUUAAUGCUCCUUUAUUCCUCUUCUGUAGAAUUUAUUACGUGUAUUAUAGCUGUGUUUUUGUCUUCCCAAAUACAUAAUUCCUUAAAAGCAAGGAUUAUAUCCUUUUUUCCACUUCAGAAAUACCUAGUGUCUAGUAAUGCUUCAUACAAAAUGUUUGAAAAU
Molecule: messenger RNA, 2017 nt
Organism: Mesoplodon densirostris (Blainville's beaked whale)
Lineage: Eukaryota; Metazoa; Chordata; Mammalia; Artiodactyla; Ziphiidae
Gene: UBXN8
Product: UBX domain protein 8
Exons: 8
Coding region: 27-854 (275 amino acids)
Cellular component (GO): endoplasmic reticulum; nucleus
Molecular function (GO): ubiquitin binding
Source: RefSeq, a predicted model, not a curated record